AUGUAUAGGCUGCAACAAAAGUUUUAUAGGCUGAAGGAUCACCUAAAGCAGUGGAACAAGGAUACUUUUGGCAAUAUCUUCUCUCUGGUAGACCAAGCUAAGGCUGCUGCUAAUGAAGCUAAGAAACAGUUUGAUAGGCUGCCUUCCGAAGCCAAUUUGACCAACCUAAACAGACAAAAUGCUGCUCUGGUCCAUGCUCUAAAACUUGAGUCUGAGUUUUGGAGGCAGAAAAGCAACUGCAAAUGGCUUGAAGCGGGAGAAAGGAACACCAAAUUCUUUCACGCCUCUGUCAAGAAGAAAAGGUUGAAAUCCAGAAUCUCCAGAGUGAUGGACAAUCAACAAGAAAUCACUGACUCUGCUCAAAUUAAGGAUUCUGCGGUUCGGUUCACUUCAAGUCUCUUAAGUGAUACCUCUGCCACCUCUCUUCCUCAUGAUUUUCCAUUCCAAUUUCCUCAAAUUCAUCAAGAUGUCCUCUCUAACCUCUGUCAGCCACCCUCCCAUGAUGAUAUCAAAGAGGUUGUCUUUUCUAUUAAUAAAGACAGUGUAGCUGGGCCUGAUGGACUCACCCCAAUCCUGAGUGGCUUUGUACCUGGUAAGCUCAUUGCCGACAAUAUCCUUCUAGCCCAAGAAAUGACACAUCAUCUUGACAUGAGUCAUAGCAAAGGGAAUCUUAUUUUAAAAUUGGAUAUGUCUAAGGCUUAUGACAGGGUGAACUGGAAAUUUCUCUAUAUGAUUCUUGAGAAGAUGGGUUUCCCUACCAGAUUUAUUAUUCUCAUCAAGCACGCUAUUGAACAUUGCUGGUUUACCAUUCUGGUUAAUGGAGAACCAUCUGGUUUCUUCAAAUCAUCUCAAGGACUUAGACAAGGUGAUCCAAUCCCCUGCUUUAUUCAUCCUUGCUGCAGAGGUUCUUUCCAGAGGGCUUAA
Sesamum indicum (sesame) is the source of this 924-nucleotide messenger RNA. RefSeq lists its product as uncharacterized. Lineage: Eukaryota; Viridiplantae; Streptophyta; Magnoliopsida; Lamiales; Pedaliaceae. The record is from RefSeq and is a predicted model, not a curated record.